Molecule: messenger RNA, 1434 nt
Organism: Miscanthus lutarioriparius
Lineage: Eukaryota; Viridiplantae; Streptophyta; Magnoliopsida; Poales; Poaceae
Source: the annotation of a GenBank genome assembly
AUGCGAAUACUGAACUACCUCAACCUGUCCAGGAACCACCUUGAUGGAGAGAUACCUCCAUCCAUUGCAACGAUGCAGAGCUUGACGGCGGUCGACUUCUCUUAUAACAACUUGUCUGGGCUUGUGCCAGGGACUGGCCAGUUCAGCUACUUCAAUGCCACAUCUUUCGUUGGCAACCCAGGCCUGUGUGGACCAUACCUCGGUCCAUGCAGCGCAGGCAUCGCUGGCACCGACCACACUGCCCAUGGCCAUGGUGGGCUGAGCAAUACGGUCAAGCUGCUCAUUGUCCUUGGCUUGUUGAUUUGCUCCAUUGCAUUUGCUGCUGUGGCAAUUCUGAAGGCUCGGUCAUUGAAGAAAGCUAGUGAAGCGCGAGUAUGGAAACUCACUGCAUUCCAGCGCCUGGACUUCACCAGUGAUGAUGUGCUGGAUUGCUUGAAAGAGGAGAACAUUAUUGGCAAAGGUGGUGCUGGGAUUGUGUAUAAGGGGGCAAUGCCGAAUGGUGAACUUGUAGCUGUGAAGAGACUCCCAGCAAUGGGCCGUGGCUCAUCACAUGAUCAUGGAUUCUCAGCAGAGAUACAAACACUUGGUCGAAUUCGACACCGUCAUAUUGUGCGCCUUCUAGGCUUCUGCUCAAACAAUGAGACUAAUCUGCUGGUUUAUGAGUAUAUGCCCAAUGGCAGCCUUGGGGAGAUGCUCCAUGGCAAGAAAGGGGGGCACCUGCACUGGAAUACCCGAUACAACAUUGCUAUUGAGGCAGCCAAGGGGCUUUGCUACUUGCACCAUGAUUGUUCACCUUUGAUACUUCACCGGGAUGUCAAGUCAAAUAACAUACUUCUUGACUCCAACUUUGAAGCUCAUGUGGCCGACUUUGGGCUAGCAAAAUUCUUGCAGGAUUCUGGGGCAUCUGAAUGCAUGUCCGCCAUCGCAGGCUCAUAUGGCUACAUAGCGCCAGAAUAUGCAUACACACUGAAGGUCGAUGAGAAGAGUGAUGUCUAUAGCUUUGGUGUUGUGCUUCUUGAGCUUGUCACUGGAAGGAAGCCUGUAGGUGAGUUUGGCGAUGGUGUUGACAUUGUCCAAUGGGCAAAGAUGAUGACAGACUCAAGCAAAGAACAAGUGAUGAAGAUCCUGGACCCAAGGCUCUCAACUGUGCCGCUGCACGAGGUGAUGCAUGUCUUCUAUGUUGCAUUGCUCUGCACUGAGGAGCAAAGUGUGCAGCGCCCGACGAUGAGGGAGGUUGUGCAGAUCCUAAGUGAGCUUCCAAAGCCAUCUACCAAGCAAGGAGAGGAGGUUCCAAAUUCCGGUGACGGUUCUGCAUCCAGUCCUCUACAUCCAGCACCAGUUGGGACCAAUGAAGCACCAACCGUCGAAGCGAGAGAUCAGCAGCAGCAAACAAGCUCUCCGUCAUCGCCACCUCCAGAUCUCAUCAGCAUCUGA